This is a messenger RNA of Danio aesculapii, 2273 nucleotides long. RefSeq names its product E3 ubiquitin-protein ligase TRIM39. The record is from RefSeq and is a predicted model, not a curated record. Gene Ontology annotation, molecular function: protein binding; zinc ion binding; ubiquitin-protein transferase activity. The coding region runs from base 495 to 2156 and encodes 553 amino acids. Gene Ontology annotation, biological process: protein ubiquitination. Lineage: Eukaryota; Metazoa; Chordata; Actinopteri; Cypriniformes; Danionidae. The transcript is spliced from 8 exons.
GGGCUAAUAAUUCUGACUUCAACUGCAUAUAUAUUAUACAAUCCAAUUUGCUAAAAUAAUUAAAGAAAAAUUCAGUGAUGGUGUUAUCAAGACUUUUAGAAAAAGGACAAAAGUUGAGUGCGACUGAUAACGACAGCCAGAAGAGAAAAAAAACUCUAAUUUACUGUCCUGUCUGUAAACGCUGCAUUUGAAAUGUUUUGCAUAAUACACAUAUGCAACAUCAAACAGUGUGUGAAAAAUUAUGUAAGGUAAUUUCUGACUGAACAUUUGCAUUAUAAUCUGACAAAUUCAACAAAGAUUUUGAUUUCAUUUUGAUGUGGAAAGAUGGGAGGAGCUGUGACCUCAGGUGACUGCUUUCAGAGCACAGAAAACUAAACAAAACAAUGUAGUCAAAUAUUAAACCAAUUUCUCAUUGAACAACAGAACAUUUUUUCAGGACAUCCAAGACUUUUACAUGCACAGGUGAAAACUCAUGUCCAGGGAAAUUUCAAGCAAUGGCAGAAUCGACAUCAGGAUCACCAAAACCAACCCGGGCCAGGAGAAAUAGUCUGGAUGCACCUCCAUUAUCUUUGUCAGCUGUGUCACAGGAGCUCCAGUGCUCAAUCUGUCUGGAUGUGUUCACUGAUCCAGUCAGCACUCCAUGUGGACACAACUUCUGUGAAAGCUGCCUGAACCAGUGCUGGAACAACAGCCAGACCUACAACUGUCCAUUCUGUAAAGAAACAUUCAGUAACAGACCAGUGCUCAGGAUCAACACAGCACUCAGACAGCUUGUGCAGUUGUUUAAGCAAAACAUUCCUGAGAAAAAAUCGGAAGUUCUCUGUGAUAUUUGUGAUGGUAUGAAGAUGAAAGCCUUUAAGAUCUGUCUGGUGUGUCAGAGCUCUUACUGUGAAACUCACCUGGAGCCUCAUCAGAGAGUCCCAAAUUUGAAGAGACACACACUGAUUGAUCCUGAGGGGAAUGUUGAGGAUUAUAUAUGUAAGAAACAUGAGAAACCUCUGGAGCUGUUCUGUAAAGAUGAUCAGACAUGUGUGUGCUCUCUAUGUGCUGUGACAGACCACAGGAAUCACAACACUGUUGUUGUGGAAGUGGAGAGCAAAGAGAAGAAGCCUCAGCUGAUGAAGAUACAUACAGAUGUGCAGCAGAUGAUCCAGGACAAAUUGAAAAAAAUUCAAGAGAUCAGACACUUAGAAGAACUCAGAAUAAUAACAUCAGAGAAAGAGAAGGCUGAGAGCACUGAGCUCUUCGCUGAUCUGAUGUGCUGCAUUGAGAGAUGUCAGUCUGAGCUGCUGGAGAUGAAGGAGCAGAAGCAGAAAGCAGCAGAGAAGGAGGCUGAAGAGCUGAUUAAAGAUCUGGAGCAGGAGAUUACUGAGCUGAAGAGGAGAGACGCUGAGCUGGAGCAGAUCUCACACACUGAAGAUCACCUGCACCUCCUACAGAUUUACCCAGAGCUGAGCAAACCUCCACGCACCAGCAGCUUGACUAACGUCAGUAUCAGUGACACUCAGCUUAGUGUGGAGACUCUGAGGAAAACUCUCACUCAGCUGAACGACACUCUCAAUGACAAACUCAGCACAAGUGUGCUGAAGAAGAUGCAGCAACAUGCAGUGAAUGUGACUCUGGAUCCUAAUACAGCCCAUCCAAAACUCAUACUGUCUGAUGAUGGAAAACAAGUAACCUUUGAAGGCAAUGAACUUAAACUCUUAAACAAUCCAGAGAGGUUUGAUUUUUGUCCAUGUGUCCUGGCAAAAGAGAGAUUCAGCUCAGGGAGAUUUUAUUUUGAGGUGCAGGUAGAAGGAAAGACUGAUUGGGAUUUAGGAGUGGUCAGAGAAUCCAUUAACCGGAAGGGAGAGAUCACAGCUGCACCUGAGGCUGGAUACUGGAUUAUAAUGCUGAGGAAUGAGAAUCAGUAUCUUGCAAUUGAAUCUUCUUCUGUCUCUCUGUCUCCGAGAGUGAAACCUAAGGUUGUGGGUGUGUUUGUGGAUUAUGAGGAGGGUUUGGUCACUUUUUAUGAUGCGGAGUCCAGGUCUUUUAUUUAUUCUUUCACUGGUCAGACUUUCUCUGAGAAACUCUCUCCAUAUUUUAGCCCUAAUCAUAAUAAUGGAGGUAGAAACGCUGCACCACUGAUCAUCUCACGUGUCAGAAAGAACGAAUGAUUUUAUAACCAAAAUACAGAUGUCAAGUUGCUGUUUUCAAAUGAAAGAACAUGUCAAAACAAGUUAGAAAGAAAUGUUCUUUUUCUAUUUUGUGAAUUUGUGAGUUAAAUUACGAAU